UUGCCGGCUGCGGAAAUGGCGGCAUCGUGCGCGGCUCUGCUGCUGACGUCCGUGCUGCUGGCGCUGCUGCUGCUGUUGGGCUUGUGGAAACGCUGGCGGCGGUGGCGGGCCGCAGCCCGGCACGUGGCUGUCGUGGUGCUGGGCGACUUGGGCCGCAGCCCUCGUAUGCAGUACCACGCGCUGUCGCUGGCCAAGUGUGGCUUCUCUGUGACCUUCCUGGGGUUCUACAACUCCAAACCCCAUGAUGAGCUCUUGCAGAAUGACAGAAUUGGGAUUGUGGGGUUGACAGAACUUGAGAUGCUUGCAGUUGGGCCCCCUGUUCUCCAGUAUGGAAUUAAAGUUGUCGUUCAGGCGUUGCAGCUGCUCUGGGCUUUUGUGAAGAUGGAGCCUGCAGUCUACGUCUUCCUCCAGAACCCCCCGGGCCUGCCUGGCAUUGCCGUCUGCUGGCUCGUGUGUUGCCUCUUUGGGGGCAAGCUCGUCGUCGACUGGCACAACUAUGGGUACUCCAUCAUGGGGCUGGUGCAUGGCCCUAGACACCCCCUCGUUCUGCUGGCCAAGUGGUGCGAAAAGCUCUGUGGGCGCCUGUCUCACCUGAACCUGUGUGUGACCUACGCAAUGAGUGAAGACUUGGCCCAGAACUGGAGCAUCAAGGCUGUGACCGUCUAUGACAAGCCAGCAUCCUUCUUCAGAGAGACCCCCCUGAACCUGCAGCACCAGCUUUUUGUGAAGCUGGGCUGCAUCUACCCUGCAUUCAGGGCCUGCUCAGAGCCUUUGGACCCAGCCAUGGAAUUGUCAGCCUUCACGGAGUGGGAUGCUGGGAGUGGGCUGGUGACACACCGGUGGGGGCGGCCAGCCCUGUUGGUCAGCAGCACGAGCUGGACAGAAGAUGAAGACUUCUCCAUCCUGCUAGAAGCACUAGAAAAGUUCGAACGACUGACUGUUGAUGGAGAAAAUCUUCCAUCUCUCGUCUGUGUGAUAACAGGCAAAGGGCCACUGAAGGAGCACUACAGCAACCUCAUUGGCCAGAAGCGCUUCCAGCAUGUCCACAUCUGCACCCCGUGGCUGGAGGCCGAGGAUUACCCCCUGCUCCUGGGGUCUGCGGACCUGGGUGUCUGUCUGCACAAGUCUUCCAGUGGCCUGGACCUGCCCAUGAAGGUUGUGGAUAUGUUUGGGUGCUGCCUGCCGGUGUGUGCUGUGAACUUCAGAUGUUUGCAUGAGCUUGUGAAACAUGAGGAAAAUGGCCUGGUCUUCGAGGACUCGGAGGAACUGGCAGCACAGCUGAAGAUGCUUUUCUCAAAGUUUCCCGAUCCUGCUGGUAAACUGAACUUGUUCCGGAAGAACCUCCGGGAGUCUAGGCAGGUUCGCUGGCACGAGAGCUGGAAGCGGACAGUGCUCCCUUUGCUUGUGGACAUGUGACCACUCGGGCCAGAGAUGAAGCCCCUCCACAUGCCCAUCCACCCUGAAGACCUUCACGCUGAUGCCGCCUCCCCGCCCUCUCUCCUCCUGAGCCCCCUUCCUCUCCCCAGAGCAGGCCCACUCCCCUCCUUGCAGCCUCCUCUGGCUUUGCUGGUCAAGUCCAGAGUCCCAGGUCCUGGCAAAUGCAUCCGAACAGUGCCACUUUUUGAAGUUAUUUCUUUACAACCCAGGAGCUGUAAUUCUCCUGGUUUGUUCCACGGAGGCUAUGGAACGCCUUCCUCGGUUCUCUCAUUUUGUGUACCUGUCCUUCCCCUAGGUCAUAACUUGUUUAUUAUUUGUGUGUGACCUCUUCA
This is a messenger RNA of Loxodonta africana (African savanna elephant), 1769 nucleotides long. It is a transcript of the gene ALG1, whose product is annotated as ALG1 chitobiosyldiphosphodolichol beta-mannosyltransferase. The coding region runs from base 16 to 1416 and encodes 466 amino acids. Gene Ontology annotation, cellular component: endoplasmic reticulum. The transcript has 13 exons. The record is from RefSeq and is a predicted model, not a curated record. Gene Ontology annotation, molecular function: mannosyltransferase activity. NCBI's taxonomy places the organism in Eukaryota, Metazoa, Chordata, Mammalia, Proboscidea, Elephantidae.